Meyerozyma guilliermondii ATCC 6260 is the source of this 1254-nucleotide messenger RNA. RefSeq names its product nicotinate phosphoribosyltransferase (gene NPT1). Bases 1 to 1254 code for a protein of 417 amino acids. Lineage: Eukaryota; Fungi; Ascomycota; Pichiomycetes; Serinales; Debaryomycetaceae. The transcript has a single exon. The record is from RefSeq and is a predicted model, not a curated record. Gene Ontology annotation, molecular function: nicotinate phosphoribosyltransferase activity. Gene Ontology annotation, biological process: NAD+ biosynthetic process.
AUGGCGGUAAUAAAGUCUUUACUUGAUACGGAUGUGUACAAGCUCUUUAUGCAUGCGGCUGUCUACAAGCAUUACCCCGAUACACCGGUCGUCUACAAAUACACCAACCGAUCACCAACUCUUGUGCUUUCAAUUGAAGCUAUUGAAUGGCUCAAAUCGGAAAUUUCGUCCCUUAAACAGCUCAAAUUUAGUGAGGAGGAGAUAGACUACUUGAAGAAGGAACUUCCUCAGUUUUCGGACGAGUAUCUCACGUAUUUAAAGACAUUCAGUCUUGACCCUGAUACCCAAGUUCGGUAUCAAAAUGAUAAAGAAAACUUGCAAGAAUUUGCCAUUGAGAUGUAUGGAUCUUGGUCCGACACUAUCUUGUACGAGAUUCCCAUUUUGGCUCUCGUUUCAGAGGCAUAUUUUAAGUUUGUAGAUACAGAUUGGACACUUGAUGGCCAAUAUGAACUCGCCAAAGAUAAGGCGAUACAAUUGAUCAAGAAUGAAUGCAGUUUCAGUGAGUUUGGAACCAGAAGACGAAGAUCAUUUGAAACCCACGACAUUGUGAUUGGUGCAUUACAUGACGUUGCCAAGCUGGAUCAGGUUUCUGCCAAGUAUAUUGCCGGCACUUCCAAUGUCUACUUUGCCAAAAAAUAUGGCAUGAAACCUAUAGGAACAGUAGCGCACGAGUGGUUUAUGGGAAUCGGUGCCAUCACCCAAGACUAUAUCAAUGCCAACAAAAUUGCUAUGGACAAGUGGUUGGAUACUUUUGGACCCCAGUACGCAGGCUUAGCAUUGACCGAUACAUUUGGAACCGACCUGUUUUUGCGAGUAUUCCUGAAACCAUACACAGACUACUACGCUGGAGUCAGACAGGAUUCUGGAGACCCCGAGGAGUACGCCGAGAAGAUUGCCCAGCAUUACGGAAAAUUGCUGUAUGAGCCUUUCUCAAAGACUAUUUGUUUCAGUGAUUCACUCAACAUAGAAAAGUGUCUUCAGUACAAAAGAACAGCCACGAAACUCUCGUUGAAGACGACUUUUGGAAUCGGGACCUUUUUCACCAACGAUUUCAAGACUUCGCUGGGUGCAAAAUCCACUCCACUCAAUAUUGUCAUCAAGCUCUUUGCAGCCGCGAACAAACCAGCCAUCAAAAUUAGUGAUAAUCUCGGCAAAAAUAUGGGUGAUGAGAAUGUGGUUCGUGUAGUAAAGGAGCAAUUGGGGUACCAAGAGAAAUCGUGGGCUGGUGGCGACGAAGCACACCGGUGGAAUUAG